AUGAUAAACCUCUCUAUUGCUUCGCCUUCUACCGUUUCCCUCCCUUCUACAGUUCUUAGCUCAACCUCCAAAUCCUCCUUCAUUGGCCUUCAGAUCCGUUCCCCAUUUUCGGUUCGCGUUGCUGCUAAAACGACAUGUGCCGGAAGCCGCAAUUCGUCUGUGGUAAUGAUGGCGAAGAGAGAGGAGGAAUUGAAGGAAAUCAGAGCCAAAACUACUGAGGAAAUAAACGAGGAGGUGGUCGAUCUCAAGGGCGAGCUCCUUAUGCUUCGGCUUCAGAAAUCAGCUCGAAAUGAGUUUAAGUCCAGCGAAUUCCGUCGCAUGCGCAAACGGAUUGCUCGGAUGCUUACUGUAAAACGUGAAAGAGAGAUUGAGGAGGGAGUGGGCAAAAGGCUGUCAAGAAAGUUAGAUAGAAAGUGGAAGAAAAGCAUUGUUGUAAGACCACCUCCAUCUCUGAAGAAGUUGAGAGAGGAAGAAGCAGCAGCUGAAGAAGCUGAGAAAUCUGCUUGAUCCUAUCAGAUAUGCUCUCAACGAAUAUUGUAUUUUUAUGAGUUUGAAGUUGUUGAGAAUGCCCAUUGAAACAACAUUCUUAUCUUUUUUAAAAGGAGUUUUUCUUUUUUGAAGAAAAAAAUUUAUGAUCUUGUACUUAGCUUAUGCACAAAUGGAAAUAGUUUUUAAGAGGAUUGUGGGAAUUCUUUAACUUUCAUGAUCUUCGUCGCCAGAUCAAUAGAUUCGAAUGUAUGACCUUAAAAAAUUGAGCUACAUUACUUGAACAGAAUUUUCAUUCAAUUA
Momordica charantia (bitter melon) is the source of this 789-nucleotide messenger RNA. RefSeq names its product Ribosomal L29 family protein. Lineage: Eukaryota; Viridiplantae; Streptophyta; Magnoliopsida; Cucurbitales; Cucurbitaceae. Gene Ontology annotation, cellular component: ribosome; chloroplast. The record is from RefSeq and is a predicted model, not a curated record. Gene Ontology annotation, biological process: translation. Gene Ontology annotation, molecular function: structural constituent of ribosome.